Cicer arietinum (chickpea) is the source of this 867-nucleotide messenger RNA. Its product is annotated as protein TPR3-like. Gene Ontology annotation, biological process: regulation of DNA-templated transcription. NCBI's taxonomy places the organism in Eukaryota, Viridiplantae, Streptophyta, Magnoliopsida, Fabales, Fabaceae. The record is from RefSeq and is a predicted model, not a curated record. Gene Ontology annotation, molecular function: protein binding.
ACAUGAUAUGAUUAGAAUUUUGUUUGUUAUACUGUUUAAUUUUAUUUUGUCACUACGAUUAUUUAUAAAUACAUUUUCCACGCUUAAAUUCAUGUCACAGACACUUUAGAGAUUGGAUAUUGGUGGUGAUUGAAAUAUACUUAGUGUAACAAGAAAGUGUUAUCAAGAUGUCUAAUCUCACCGAAGAGCUUGUCUACUUAGUGUUACAAUAUUUUGACGAGGAAGGUUUAAGGGAAACCGCACUCACGCUAGGGCGUGAAAGCGGGUUGUACUUUGAUUUGAAGUAUUUUGAGGACUUGGUACUUGCAGGAAAGUGGAAUGAUGUUGAGAAAUAUCUUUCGGGAUUCACACAAGUUGAAGACAAUAGUCACUCAAUCAACAUAUACUUUGAAAUAAGAAAACAGAAAUACCUCGAGGCACUUGAUAGCAACAACCGUAGCGAGGCUUUAGAUAUCCUCAUGAAGGAUCUGAAAAUCUUUGCCUCAAGGAAUGAAGAACUAUUUAAAGACUUGACUCUGCUUUUGAGAAUUAACAACAUAAGGGAGCAUAAAUCACUUUCAACGUAUCAAGAUGCAAAUUCUGCGAGGAAGAAAAUGAUGGAUAAAAUUAAGAAAGUCAUAGAGCAACAUCCUAUGUUAGAUGGAAAAUUGAAAUUCCCUGCCAUUGAAAGUCAGAGGCUUAAACAUAUGCUAAAUGAAAGUCCCACACAACGAUUAUAAGAUUGGCGUGUUGGUUCAAUUGAAGAAUUAGAAAGUAAAGUGAUAAAGAAGUCUUAAGUUUAUUCUAUCAUCAACAAAAUAUAUUUACAGUAUUAAUAAUACUAAUUACUUUGACUAUUUAAUUUAAUUCAUGUGUUAAUUGGCAUGU